CUUUUUCUAAUGGAAUAAGGCAACUUAUGCCCUGUUCACACGGAAAGUUGAAUUCGAAUUAAACAGGGGAAUUUCAUGGUUAAAUAUGAAAGAAGAAAUGAUAGCAGUGGUGUUUUUCCUUCUUUUACCAUACAUCAGAGCUUCCGCAAUCAUCGAAGUUUUGACAGAGGAUGAUACGCAAUAUAUCAAGCUUAGUACGCAUUGUAUCACUGCAGCAGAAAGAUCAUUCUUCUCUUUUGAAGUCAAGGCAAAAAAUGAUGCUCACUUUGCCUUAAUGAGUGCGGAUGACGACAACGAGCCUCUGUAUGAAAUCGUUCUUGGAGGAUGGACAAAUACGAAGUCGUGUGUUAGAGUAGAGAAGCAGGGUACAUGCUACGGUACAAAACAAGCCCAAGUUUUACAGGAAAGCAGCUUUAAGACAUUUUGGGUGUAUUGGCUAAAUGGUAACAUCACCGUUGGUUUAGGAAAUAUACGUGAUGGAAAUGUAUUUUUGAAAUAUUAUCACUCUACUCCAUAUCCCGUGAAUUACUUUUCUGUAAUGACCGGCUAUGGUUCAACGGGACACUGGAAAUUUACAAACGAUGUUCGAUGCAAUUUUGAGGUCUUUAACAAUACCAAAGUUGUCGAGAACAACACAAAUUGCCAUGGAACCGUGAAGUAUGAGUGCGACCAAGGGUUCUAUCUUUACAGUGGAAACAUACAACGCACCUGUUUAAUGAACAGGACAUGGUCGGGAGAACCCCCUCAUUGUAAACGAAUUUUGUGUCCACAGCUUUCGUCGACAGCCUCGUACACAAUUCAACACCAGGACACCUAUGCUGGGGGGAAUGUCACUGUCGCGUGUUCUAAUAACUUUCGACAUUUCUCGGGUCACCUGACCAGGAAAUGUGCAUUAAGUGGAUUAUGGGAAGGCGAGGAACCUGUGUGCUUUCGUUGUAAAUGCCCUUGUUCAUUGACUGGUCAGCAGAAGUUCAACUCAUCAAUAGAACUAGAACAAAAGAUUGAAAAACUAAAAAAAGAACUAACAAUCCUUAAAAACUCCACAAAUUCCUUUUAUCGAAAGAAGAUCUCUGCUCCAGACAAUCGGCCUUCAUCCGCUGGACUUGGAUAUUUGUUUGGUUAUGGUGUUAUUCUUUUCAUUAUGUUAUCUUUGGUGAUUUCAGAUAUGCCGAAAUGGUACCGACAUAUUCGAUUUGGAGCAAACUGAAACUUUUUCAAACCGGUUUUUAUAAACACCAUAAUCAAAACAAUACUUUCAUUUAUAAUUUAUAUAUUUUUCAAAUCUAACCAAAAAGGAAAAUGAUUGUAAUUAAAAUGCCUACUGUAAUCGCCCUUAACAAAACAUUCACCUGCGUGUAUAUAAGGGGGGAAAUGUUAUAUCUAUUUAAUUUUAAGGUUAAAGAAUUGAAAGAACUGGAAAAUUCAAAGUAUCAGGUAGAGUGCCCUCCAGCCGUUAUAAUUGUUUAAGUGGUAGAAAUGC
Saccostrea cuccullata (small rock oyster) is the source of this 1480-nucleotide messenger RNA. RefSeq lists its product as uncharacterized. Bases 86 to 1207 code for a protein of 373 amino acids. Lineage: Eukaryota; Metazoa; Mollusca; Bivalvia; Ostreida; Ostreidae. The record is from RefSeq and is a predicted model, not a curated record. The transcript is spliced from 6 exons.